CCUCGCUCGUCUUUGUUUGUGUUUUGCCGAGUAUCUCGGUCGUGAUUAUCUCUCUUUCGUCUAUUUCCGUUUCUCUGCGGUCUGCUUGGAGCAGGUCAUGGUAGUCUCUUGUCAUGUCUGCCAUCUUGCUUGAUCUUGUUUCGUACUCUGUUUGUCCGGGCCCGUCGGUAAAUUGGGUUGCGGGUUUUUUCAUACCUUCCUAUUAUCUCGCCAUCUUGGUUAUUUGUUCGAUGAUGACUACUGAGUUGAGCUUUAACUCAAGGUCGGCAACCUCUUGGAUGAUCUUCGGUGGCCCACAUCUUCUCUCUAGCUUCAUUCCUUCCUCGUGGAUGUACUCUGCGAGUAUCUUGUCUUUAAUGACGUGUGCAGGCCAUACCCAUCGGCCCCGCCCUACUGUUGGUGCUUUCUCUGUUGUAAUCUUGGUCCAUAUUAGGUCGUGGUCUGUUUCUAUCCCUAUCCGGUCGAUGCGUGAGAGGGAUCCUCCUAGGGCUAUAGGUUGUCGGAAUGUGUAUUGUCUAGAUUCUGGGGCGUUGACCGCGUUGUUGUUAUCUGUGUGUGCUGGGAGGCGGUCGAUCGCUCCUUCGACUAUGUUCAUGUCUCCAAUCAUGAAUUUCCGGUUUGCUGUGGGGUCGUUGGGAGCGUAUACGCCUAGUAUGGAUAGGGGGCUUCCGUCCGCAUGUUUCGUCUCAAGUAACAAUGCUCUUCCUUGGAUCACUUCUCUUGCUUGGGCGUCUUCUGUCGCUAUCAGGUUCUUGUUCAUCACGAUGGCUAGUCCGGC
Mycena citricolor is the source of this 778-nucleotide messenger RNA. NCBI's taxonomy places the organism in Eukaryota, Fungi, Basidiomycota, Agaricomycetes, Agaricales, Mycenaceae. The record is from the annotation of a GenBank genome assembly.